Fonsecaea multimorphosa CBS 102226 is the source of this 1311-nucleotide messenger RNA. RefSeq lists its product as uncharacterized. Gene Ontology annotation, molecular function: sphingosine N-acyltransferase activity. The record is from RefSeq and is a predicted model, not a curated record. The transcript has 3 exons. NCBI's taxonomy places the organism in Eukaryota, Fungi, Ascomycota, Eurotiomycetes, Chaetothyriales, Herpotrichiellaceae. The coding region runs from base 1 to 1311 and encodes 436 amino acids. Gene Ontology annotation, cellular component: membrane. Gene Ontology annotation, biological process: ceramide biosynthetic process.
AUGGCACGUCCACGCCGGACCUCAAGCAACCUUGGGGGUGAUCCCCGGGGAGACACCAGCGCACCCGCAUUCGCUACUAUGGCAGCGCGACCAGUUGGGCAGACUUCUGCAAGCGGAAAGGACGGCAAGCCUCACUCGAAGAGACGGAAAGCAAGGUCGGCCUUUGAAAAAUGGAAGCAAAUAUCCUUGCGGCACACCUGGAUCAACCCGCUCAUCCUCACCGUUGCGAUCCUUAUUGCCUACUACGUCAAUCCCGGAGAGCAGAACCCUCUUCACAAAGCGAUUUUCUUGUCGUAUAACCUCGGGCCUGACUAUCCCGGCGGACCAGACAUGUACGGCAAGGGAAAAGCAGAUAUUGCCUUCGUGGCCUUUUACACCAUCGUCCUGAGCUUCACGAGAGAAUUUUGUAUGCAAAGAAUUAUUCGUCCCGUUGCCAUCUGGUGUGGCAUCAAAAAGAGAGGGAAGCAGGCACGCUUUAUGGAACAAGUGUACACGGCCAUGUACUUUGGCAUUUUUGGGCCUUUUGGACUCUAUGUCAUGUCGAGGGGUUCUCUAUGGUACUUCAAUACCACCGCAAUGUUCGAAGGGUUUCCUCAUCGAAAGCAUGAGGGUGUGUUCAAGGCAUACUACUUGUUGCAGGCGGCCUACUGGGCGCAGCAAGCCCUCGUCCUCAUGCUGCAACUGGAAAAGCCCCGGAAGGACUUCAAAGAGUUGGUCUUUCAUCAUAUUGUCACCGUCGCACUCAUUGCACUGAGCUACCGCUUUCACUUUGCUAAGAUGGGGAUUGCCGUCUACAUCACCCACGAUAUCAGCGAUUUCUUCCUCGCGACCUCCAAAACACUGAAUUAUUUGGACUCGAUCAUCGUAGGGCCCUACUACUUGCUCUUCAUGUGUAUCUGGAUCUAUCUUCGCCACUACAUCAACAUCCUCAUUUUGUGGGCGACCCUCACCGAAUUUCGAACAGUCGGACCUUACGAGUUGAACUGGGAGACUCAGCAAUACAAGUGUUGGAUCAGCCAGAUCAUCACGUUCUCUCUCCUCGCUUGCCUUCAAGCAGUCAACCUGUUCUGGUUGUUCUUGAUCCUGCGCAUCGCCAAAAACUUUGUCUUCUCGAAUAUCAAGGCCGAUGAACGAAGUGAAGAUGAGGAGGAAGAGGAGGAGGGAGAGAUCGAAGAUGCCCACAGCGGAGCAAAGAAGGCUUUGGAAAACGGGAAAAUCGGUGGUGAUAAACCAGUGGUUCUCGUUAAUGGGGAGCCUGUCGAAGCUGUGGCCACAUCAGAUGGAGUGCGGGAACGAAAGAGGAAGAGCUGA